Molecule: messenger RNA, 405 nt
Organism: Mytilus trossulus (common blue mussel)
Lineage: Eukaryota; Metazoa; Mollusca; Bivalvia; Mytilida; Mytilidae
Product: fibronectin type 3 and ankyrin repeat domains 1 protein-like
Exons: 6
Coding region: 1-405 (134 amino acids)
Molecular function (GO): protein binding
Source: RefSeq, a predicted model, not a curated record
AUGUUAUUUGAGAAACUACUUACAGCUGCUGAGGAUGGAGAUGUAAAAGAUGUGAAAAUAUGCCUUGAGAAUAAAGUAGACAUUGAUUAUCAUGAUGAGUUUGGACAGACAGCAUUAAUGUUGGCUGCCGGUGGAGGACACCUGGAGAUCUGUAGAAUCCUCAUUGAUACAGGAUGUAAGAUCGACAUCACAGGAGUUUAUGGAGUGACAGCAUUAAUGAAGGCUGCCUUGAAUGGACACCUGGAGGUCUGUAGACUCCUCAUUGAUAGAGGAUGUAAGAUCGACAUCACAGAUACAGGGUUUGGAUGGACAGCAUUAAUCUGGGCUGCCAGGGGAGGACGCCUGGAGGUCUGUAGACUCCUCAUUGAUACAGGAUGUAAGAUCAACAUCACAAAUAAUGAAUGA